Messenger RNA from Sclerotinia borealis F-4128, 1488 nucleotides. The record is from the annotation of a GenBank genome assembly. Lineage: Eukaryota; Fungi; Ascomycota; Leotiomycetes; Helotiales; Sclerotiniaceae.
AUGGCAUCCUCACCUAACAUACCAGGAAAUCAAAGUCAAGCUUCAAUAUCUUCUGCGAAUCGCCCAAGCUCUACUACCCAUGACCGAGAUAUUCCUCUUGAAACCUUGGUAUCGCAUCUCCUUGCUUCCAAGCGUUCCUUGUCAUCUAUCAGUACAGUAUGGCGCGCCAACGAAAUCGUCACCUCAGCGAAACACGCAUUAGAAGAAAGCGUUAUAUUGAAUGCCAGAACUGGGUUUAUACAAAGCGGUAUCAAUGAGCAGCUUAAGAUCCUGAGGAAAGUUAGAAACAGUAUCGAGUUUGUGUAUAUUGAUGGACAGAAGGAUUUCAAGAAUGUCAUACGUACUCUCGACGCCGCAAAUACUCGACUUGAGACUACAAUGGAUGUGUUGAGAUCAACAAUGGUGAAUGCGGCCUUCCGACCAGCCGAAGAGGAAUCUAGAAGUUUGCUGGACUUUGUUGAUGAACAAGGUGUAGAGGGAAUGCGAGAUGGCUUGAAGGAGUUGAUCCGAGAAUCCAAGGAUGCCCAAACAGAAUUCGAUACAUCUAUCCUUUCCUUCGAUGAUGAUCUACGUAGCUUGAAAUCGACUUCUGGAUACACCAAAGGAUCUUCUCCAUCCGGGUCUCCUAUACCAAAGCAUUUACAUACUUUAGAAGGUCACGCUCAAGAGAUGGCUUCCCUCCUAUCAUCUCUCUCCAAUCAUUUCGAUCUAUGUCUCAACGCCAUCAGACACACAGAGGGAGGAUAUGCCGCGGUCCGAAAUGCAGCUUCCAACCCACCCCCAGGCGCCGAACCUGUAUCUGUCUCCGGCGUAAUGACCACUUCCCACGACGAUAUACAUGAAGAACCUCUCACCGAACAAGAGCGCGAAGAAAUGCUUUUUGUUCUCGAAAAAGACUCCGCUGAAGUUGAAGACGUGGUUAUGGAACUUCGCGAUCGUCUCAAUGAGAUGGAAAUCAAACAUAAUGCCAUCCUUGAUUACGUUUCACAUCUCACUGAGCAAUUCAAAAAUACUUUGAAUAUAUACAAUCUUUUAGAGGGAGUAUAUGUGCGACUUUCAGGAUAUAUUAUUGCGGGUCAAAACUUUCAUGUUAGGUGGGAAGAUACCAAGGUGCAGAUGCACGAACACAUGAAUGAAUUGGAGGGAAUGCGACUCUUCUAUGAAAGUUAUCUAUCAUCCUAUGAUGGGCUUAUAGUUGAAGUUGACCGUCGCAGGAAUGCCGAGGAGAAAGCAAAAAUGAUAGCAAGGAAGGCGAUGGAGCAAAUCAGCAAGCUAUAUGAGGUGGAUAUGAAGGAGAGAAAUGAUUUCAAGAAUGAUGUGGGGGAUUAUUUGCCGGUGGAUUUAUAUCCGGGUAUUAAUGCAGCAGCACCAAGAUGGGAUUUUAUGCUGAUGGAUGAGGAGGAAAGUGUGGGUAGCACUUCUUUGCUGGAGAGAAAAGUCGUGGAGGGCUCUAGUCAGAGAGAUCAAGAAAGGCACAAAGGGAAAUAG